Raphanus sativus (radish) is the source of this 717-nucleotide messenger RNA. RefSeq lists its product as uncharacterized. Bases 1 to 717 code for a protein of 238 amino acids. The transcript is spliced from 2 exons. Lineage: Eukaryota; Viridiplantae; Streptophyta; Magnoliopsida; Brassicales; Brassicaceae. The record is from RefSeq and is a predicted model, not a curated record.
AUGAUAGUCGAGCCAGUUCCCACACUUUUUGCGCAUAAGGGAAUUGGAAGAGCAGAUGGAGGAUUGAUUCUUCUGUGUUGCAGCGCUUACAAAGAGGGGAGAUCGGAAUGUUUCGGAUGGCAAACUGUUCUCCUACAGAUGUUGAGAUUCCAACCCAUGGACUAUGAUACCCUAGAUAUCUCUGGAGAGAACUAUCUAAGAUGGGCAAUAAAUAUCUCGGUUAUACUAACGAUAGAAGGUCUUAGUGAAUGUAUCAUCAAGGAUGAUCAUGGAACCGAGAAUGAGAAAUAUAAGGCAUUAACAGUAAUGCGCCAUCAUCUCAAUGUGGAACUGAGAAAUCAGUACCAAGGUAUACAAAGUUCUCGAUGCCUUUGGACAGAGUUAAAGUCCAAAUACACUAAGGUGAUAUUACCAAAGGCAAGGCAUGAGUGGAUGAGCCUCAGUUUCCGGGACUUUGGGUCCGUGGAAAAAUACAAUUAUGCUCUAUCCAAAGUAGCUCAUACACUGAUGUUUUGUGGUGAAAAGUUGACAGAGGAGGAAUUACUUGAAAAAGUUUUCUCCACAGCAGAUCCAAAAGAUCUAUUCCUACAACUAACCUAUCGAGAUAAAGGUUUCACCACAUACAACGAUCUGUUCUUAUACUUAUCUCAAAAUGAACAGAUGAAUCAGAUGAAAGAUGAUAUGAGCGGCUAUGAGGCAGAUAGUGAUGAUGAAUAA